GAGGCGUACGGGGAACAGUGAACGCAACAUUGUUUCCUGUUUUCAAGGGAUUCGCCGUCUGCCCAAGUCAAAGCCAGUUAAAUGUAUUUUACGCUCAGACAUCUGCUCGACCCUCGGUUUGAACCUCGUUUCCUGAGCCAUGGCGGUAUGAACGGCCUCCCAGCGAUGUUUCGGGAAUAUCUGGACGCGGCUCGACGACCCGGACACCCAGCGCGCUCCGCGAGCGAGGGUCUCACCUGAGCCAGGCCAAACAACUACGAUGCAAUCAUCACUUCCAUACAGGUGAGAGACAUGGACAACUCUGUCACCCUGUGGCAGUUCCUUCUCCAGCUUCUACUGGAUACCAGUAAUGAGCAGCUCAUCUGCUGGACCAAUGAGGAAGGGGAGUUCAAGCUGCUGCAGGCGGAGGAGGUGGCCCGCCUGUGGGGUGCUAGAAAGAACAAGCCCAACAUGAACUACGACAAACUCAGCAGGGCCCUCAGAUACUACUACGACAAGAACAUCAUAAAGAAGGUGAAUGGUCAAAAGUUUGUCUAUCGCUUCGUGUCCUAUCCUGCCAUCUUGAAAGGAGAUGUGGUCACCCGGACGGAGGAUGGGGAUGUGGGUGGUGGGGGCAUCACUCCCUUAACGAGAAGGGACAGCACCCUACAGGACAGUGAGUCUGUUGACGGAGCCAAGGUAGGAGGGAGCGCAGCAGCUCUGGGGUUGAGCACCAAGCAGUCAAACCGUAAUGACUACAUCCACUCCGGCCUGUACACCUCCUUCACGCUCAACUCGCUACAAAAUGGACGCCAGCUCUUCAGGUCCAUCAAAAUAGAGAACCCAGGAGAGAAGAUGGCCGACAAGAGGGGUCUCACUGCCACAGCCCAGAGCCAGCCACAACAGCCAACCGCUUUGCCAUCGGUCAUCAAGUUUGGAAACACGCCUCCGAAGCCAGCACCGCCUCCUCAGGUCGCCAUAGAGCCGACCCUGGUGUCCAAUCACCUGGAUCCUCUGCAACCUCUGCCCAAAAGGGCCGUAGAAAUCAGCACACACUCCUCCCUGCCUCCUCAGCACAUCUACGCAUUUGAACGCAUCCGCCCAUCAGAACCAACAUUCAGCCUGUCGGACCUGACGUCUGCCAGCCCGUCCCCAAGCCUGGUGCCUGACUCGUCCCAGGAACUGGUGAUUGACAGCGACAUUGAGUCCGGAUCAUCUCAGCCCACUGAUGCUCAGACACGGGAUAAGGUGGACAGUGGCAUGGGUCUGUCUGGAGACGAGCUCAGUCUGAUGGACGCUGAGACGAGUUCGUCCUCGGUGAGCAGCUGCACCACGGUCAGCACCCAGAGCUCAGGGAAGACACGUAAGCCGCCGAAAAUCCUGCAGAUCAGCCCGCCGGCUCUGCUGGUCACCACAUCCGACUUCUCCCCCAUGAACCUCUGCAGCCCCUCGCUGCCCACUGCCUCGCUCACACCAGCAAUGCUACAGACUCCCACUCUGUUGCUGACUCCCAGUCCUCUGCUCUCCAACAUCCACUUCUGGAGCACGCUCAGUCCGGUCGCCCCCCUCAGCCCGGCCACGCGGCGCCAAGGAGCCCACCUGUUCCAGUUCCCGUCGGUCCUCACCCCGCAGUUCCAGAUCCCUCUACACAGCGCGGACGGGACCAACACACCUGGCCCCAUUUCACCAGACCCUCAAAAGACAUAGAAUCCCCCCAAACACACACACCCCCCCCAUUUGGAGCUCCCAUCUCCUGCUCCAAAGUUCACUACAAUCUGCUGUGUGGGUGAGAGUGAGGCGUCCGAUUGUUCCACAGCACUUACACCCUGAGGAGGCCAUGCUGCGCUCAUACACACUGAUGCCGCUGUUCUGUUAGCAUUUCAUACUUGGACACACGAGGCCAGUGGGAUUGCAGUUAUCUGAAUCUUUCCUUUUUAUAGAAUUCCCUCCUAAUCAUGUACAACAGUGUUACUGCCAAAAAACAACCCGUCCGGUUUUUGUUUUUCCUCCGCCGACCCUGAAGGCUCCUUUUGUCUGCUCCGGCCUUUGUGCUCUUGUUGAACGGCAGCGCUUUAACCUGAAAACUUGCAUGUGCGACUGCCCAACUCCUAAAUCCUCUUUAGGAACUUCAGUGUCAAGCCUCGCCUUCUGCUGCUCUGCAAUGCUAGCUAACCAUAGCCAUAUCCAACCGGACUUUUACCUUAACUGUCUUAUCGUGACGUGUGGCCAUAAUCCCACCUGAACCUUGAAUAAUGCCUCUAUGUAACUGUUCUUGUGUGUGUGUGUGUGUGUGUGUGUGUGUGUGUGUGUGUGUGUGUGCGUGUGCGUGUGCGCGCGCGCGCGCGUGUGUGUGCGUGCGUGCGCGGCCUGGUCGGCCUCCUGCCGGAAAGCUUUCAGGUGGCAGUGAAAGAAAAUGAAGCCAUAACCCUUUUCUGAGUGUCGACCAGCAAGUGGCAGCUUGCAAGACCUAUUUGUCUUAACCAGACAAUGCGGAAGGCAGACGUACUUCAGUGACCCAUGGUAGAGAUCAUUAUUCAUCAUUAUUAUAAAUCAAUGUUGAAAUUAAAUAGUAAGGAAUACAGUAAUUAGACAUUUUGGGAAACACACUUGGGUUUCCAUGGGAGAGUUAGGUGAGAAGAUUGAGACCGGUAUUAUGUAGCUCGCUUAACUUAAAGGGGCAGUACGUGAUUCUAAAAUCAGCAAGUAUUUCCUCGCAGUCCGCGAGCUGUCGGUUCUGUUAGCGCGCCGGAAAAACAUCCUGGUGUUCGACUCAGUCCAGGCUCUGUUAAACGAAAACAAAAGAAAUGGUGCGGGCUGCACCACACAACACUGCGAGUGCCGUUUGUAAACAUCACUCGUCGACGUGCUAGCAGAUGGCGCUGCAACGCCGUGGUUUUGGCCUAGUGGUUUGCGCGUCGGUCUCCCACACCCGAGGUCCAGGGUCCCGGCUGGAGCAGGACAAUCACAACAACAACAAAGAGGAAGACGAGCUCGUCGCAGAAUCGCUUACUGCCCCUUUAACUUAGCUUUGCACAAAGAGUGGAGUAGCUAGCCUAGCUUUGUCUGACGGUAACAAAAAAAGAUCCAUAGCUCAUUAACGAACAGGUUUCUUGUGUGUUUAAUGCGUACGGCUACAGAUUCUUUAAUCUGUACCAAACAAGUUCAAACGAGGAGUGAGAAAACAUGGUCUACAGACGAGCUUUAGAGGAGCGGUCGGCAUAUGCUAAGCCAUGCUAAGCCAGCUCCACCUAUAUUUAUGAGAGUCGUAUCAAUCUUCUCAUCUACUUGCUCUUUUCGGGAACUGAAACCAAAUGGAAUCCGAUUUUUUUCCUUGUGAAGUAACAUCAGAGCAGACCUCGAAAUCAUCUUCAUUGUCCAGGUAAAUGAACGGGCUUUCAUCGGUGCGGUCACUGACACGCGGGCUCGACCUCGGCAAAUCUGAAACACGUGGACCUUCGAUCCGACGACGGUCGGAAACCCUCGUGGAGCUUAAAGCACCUUCCUUUCCCCCUGAACCGCGCUCCUCUACUUGAUCGGCCGCGGUAGGUUUGCACCCGUUUUGUACACGACUAGGAAGCCAUAAGUCCGAGACGCGGACUCGAGUGGUGGGUCCCACCUUUCUAUGCCAACGAACACGGAUAAUUGUACAUCACACUUGUUUACACGGCACUUGGGACACCUGUUUACCCAAGUGUCACUUUCUAACCCAGGGAUGGACGACCAACGAAUCUUGAGGGGAGGGGGGGACUUGUGCUCACUUUUAUUAAACCUACGGAUUUUACCGCCCCCCCCACCCCACCUGCCAGUCCGUCACAUGGAUACAUGGUGCCUUACCACAGCCAAGCUCGAGUCUCUCUCCCCAAAGUGGAAGCAGAUUUAUCUGUGUGCGACAGCGUUCCUGUUUGUUGGUUUUUUUAAUGCCAUAUCUUUGCCCCCCCCCCCCCCCCCCCCCUGAGUCUGGAGUCAAACUCACGAGCUCCAUCGCUCUGCCACAGCGACUGUUUAACAUGGGUUGAAUAUGCACAGCAUGUAAACGGCAUCUGGCCAAGUGUAAAGGGUCGACAGCCACGCCAGUUUCCAAACCCGCUUGUACGUGUUUGUGAUAACAGAUCUCUUUUGAAAAUAUAAAUAUAUAUAUAUAUAUGUAUAUGUAAAACCUGUUUUUAUCCUUUUUGUGUAAUCUUUUAUUUCCCUGUAACACUGAUAGAAUUUUAAGAUUAAUUUCUAUUUUUGUAAGGGCCAGAUAGUUGAGUGUCUGCCAUUUUGGUUUCUCUCCGAUUUGAUGUUUCUCUCUGUGCACGUGUUCCUUUAUGUUGUUUCCCUCGAGCAGGGUCGGACCCCCGAAGCGGCGUCGGCUUUUCUUGUUCUUCGUUGUAAAGGAAAUCAAAGCCUUAUGGGGAGAAAUCUAAAUCUAUGUUUUUAUAUGUGAAGUGUUUUUGAUAUAGUGUUGAUAUUGUGUACACGCAGAUGUUGUGAUGAAACGUUUGCACUUAAAAAAAAAAAUGCCGGGGUUCCUGUUGUAUUGGAUUCUGACGCUUUUCUACGACUCUUUGAUUGAUGACAUGUUGACAUUUGCUUAUUGAGAAUUCUAUAUUUUUCCCAAGGGAGGAAUGCGGUUAUGCACUUAGUAUUUUAUACCACAAAACGAGAGUUCACUCUGAUCUUCUACAUGAUAUAUCAAAUCAUUUCUGAUCAUUUGUAAUCAGGCACUACCACACAAUAUUUAUUUAUUCAAGCCCAAUAGAAUUGGUCGCUUAUAUUGCAUUUUUGCAUAAAAUUUAAUAAAAAACUAUAAAAUAGUGGGAAUAUGACCUCAGAGUCCGUUUAAACCCCCCACCCUCAUCGAGUCGUCUUAGACGUGUCACAAACGAAUUUCUUCAUUUGUGUCUUCUGAUGAUGUUUUUCCUUGAUAUGAAAAAUCUUUUGUCUUUUACUUUUUUUAAAGGAAAUGACACAGUUCCCGCUUCGUUCUGUCCAGUUCUCAAUUUGUUUGACGCUUUUUUUUUUGUUUCUUUUUCAAAUGUUUACAAGCUACUUGUCUGAAGUGGCGUAUUGAUGUGUGACGGGUGUCGAGGACGUGUUUAUAACGGAAGAGACAAGUGACAGCAGUAAUAAUAAUAAAAAAUCUGAAACUAA
Molecule: messenger RNA, 5115 nt
Organism: Scophthalmus maximus (turbot)
Lineage: Eukaryota; Metazoa; Chordata; Actinopteri; Pleuronectiformes; Scophthalmidae
Gene: elk4
Product: ETS transcription factor ELK4
Exons: 6
Coding region: 292-1686 (464 amino acids)
Biological process (GO): cell differentiation; regulation of transcription by RNA polymerase II
Cellular component (GO): nucleus
Molecular function (GO): sequence-specific DNA binding; DNA-binding transcription factor activity, RNA polymerase II-specific
Source: RefSeq, a predicted model, not a curated record